Fusarium vanettenii 77-13-4 is the source of this 680-nucleotide messenger RNA. RefSeq lists its product as uncharacterized. The coding region runs from base 55 to 405 and encodes 116 amino acids. The transcript is spliced from 2 exons. Lineage: Eukaryota; Fungi; Ascomycota; Sordariomycetes; Hypocreales; Nectriaceae. The record is from RefSeq and is a predicted model, not a curated record.
CUCUUUACUCCAUUUAUUGCCGAAGCGCCUAGCCAGAGGAUCACCGCCAUCAUCAUGACUGACCAGAACAGAGUUUGGCUCAACGAGAAGCCGCAUUCUGUCGAAGGUCACGUUAACACGGCCACUCUCCUUUUCCAAGGGAACAUAGUCUGGGGGCCCCGCGGAUGCCACGACAACACAGUCGAUAUCCAAACCGCCCUCCGCCAGGCGGAUGCUCGCUUCGAGUUGCGACUCGAGCGGAAGCCACACUCGGUUGAAGGCCACACGCGUACUAUCAAUAUCAGGGCUCGGGGUAGGAUGCUUCUGGAGAAUCACUCUUGCCACGACAACAUGCAAAGCAUGGCCGACAUAAUCAACGGCAUCUGGAUCGCUUCGCCGCCCACUGGCGCGGCGGCAGAUGAAUAACCGAGAUAGCCAGUUGGCGAGGAAAGGCAUGGCCUCGGCUUGAGGGGCCAGAUUGAGAGUUCAUACAACAUGACGUUCUUGGAUAGGGUAGAGUUGCUUUCAACAAGCCAUUCUCAUCGAGAAAAAAAGCAGUUUGAAGUAUAGUGGGUGUAGGAGGAACUGUUCUCGUUGCAAUCAUGUUACUCAGGUAGCGGCCAGACGACUUGUUGGUCCACUUGUUUCAAAUAGGUUACUUAGGCCAGUAGCUGGACAAUUCACUCCUUAUAUCUAUGGUA